Molecule: messenger RNA, 2203 nt
Organism: Neocloeon triangulifer
Lineage: Eukaryota; Metazoa; Arthropoda; Insecta; Ephemeroptera; Baetidae
Exons: 7
Coding region: 677-1963 (428 amino acids)
Biological process (GO): positive regulation of endoplasmic reticulum stress-induced intrinsic apoptotic signaling pathway; negative regulation of endoplasmic reticulum stress-induced eIF2 alpha phosphorylation; positive regulation of translation in response to endoplasmic reticulum stress
Molecular function (GO): protein binding
Source: RefSeq, a predicted model, not a curated record
CUAAAUGAAUCUAAAUAAUUUACAAUUUCAAUUUUUUUUCAUUGCAGUCAAUUUUCAAAAACGUCAAAUCUUUCUAUGUCUAGUUUGCUCUUAUGCAUUUCAUUUGUUUGAUAAAUUUAAAAUAUGGAAUAUAUUCAAAAUUAAUCGCACAUUUUUCUUCAUGACAAAAUUAUCUUCAAAGCCGAGAUGCAAAAAGCAGAUAUUUGCUUACAGGGUGUGCAGCAAAAAGCAAACACACCACACGCGCGCCUUUGCUUUGUUUGUUUGUCCUCUUUUUCAUGCACGCUUGUUAAUUAAACCCGGCGACAUUUGAUAAAUGAGUCACGCCGUUUCAAGUCGACAGCGACGCAGCAAGAGCUGAUAUGAAUAAUAAUAAUAAAAAAAACACGGUCUCUGUUUUAUCUUUUAUCAGAAUUUUGUUCCUGCAAAAUAAAACGAUUUAUAUUUUCCUUUAAUUUUUUUACUCAAAUUAAAUAAAACGUAGUUUGAAAUAAUGUUAAACCGGAUAUUAAUUUACUGUGGGGAAUUUCGCUUUUGAACGUUUGCUAGGGAACUUUGCUUAUCAUUUACGUCAGUAUAAACAGCGUCUAGAAAAAAGCCACUAUAAUUAAUCUUAUUUCACUCUACAAAUUUCCUUAAAUUUUCAUAAUGUUUAAACUAAAAUAUCCAGUUCAGAAUGGGCCAGACCUCUUCCAGGAUAUCUUCAACGCCGUCUCCAAAUUUCAGAAGACUAAACCGGAAUUCGUACACUCAACAGCAAAAUGAAACGAGUAAUUUUUACAUGGACAGACGUCCGGUUACUUUGGCACACACAGCAGAGGUCUUCAGACCAACCCAACCGCCGGCUGCUCAACCGACGAGACCAGAAGGCCGUCUGAACUACACCAACUUGCAACCGGUGGAUAUUUACGUGGAAGCAAUUUACUCCCUGCAAAAUAGGGAAUUCCCUGAAUUAUCCUUCAAAGCUGGAAAUUAUUUCAAAAUAAAAGACGUACAAAGUUUUCAUUCAAAUGUGAAUUGGGUCGAGGCGGUAAAUUUGUUCACUGGAGAGGAAGGACAGAUUCCGAAAAACUACGUCAAAGUUGUUCGUCAAAUAGAAACUGAGCCGUGGUACUUCGGAACGCUGAGUCGGGAGGCGGCGACGGAAUUGCUCAUGUCCAACCUUUGCUCUCUGGGCAGUUUCCUGGUCAGGGUGAGCGAGCGGGACUCGAGUUGCCUGGCCCUGUCUUUGAGGGACUACGGACAAAACGGGGUGCAGAAGGUCAAGCACUUCAAGAUCAAGGUCAACCACGAGGGACGGUUUUUCAUCUCGGUUUACAAUUCCUUCGCGACGGUCAAAGCGCUCAUCGAGCACCACCAACGCGAAAGGUUUCCAGGUGAACUGAUAACUCUACCGUGCAAGUUGAUGAAACCUUGUCCCAAAUUGAGCAAACCCGAGCCGGAAAACGUGGCAGAAGUGCCCUUUCGAACCGAGUACGCGCGAGUCAACAAAACCACGUCGCAAAAUCUACCUUCGGCGCCUUCUGCAAUAUCCGAAGUGGACAAUUUUGAUUUCAGUCUCUUCUCCACCCUGCCUUCCAAUUUCAGUCUUCACGCCUUGACAGACCCUCAUUUAAGUGGCCACUCGGAAGACGAUUUUAAAGAUUGUUUCUUAAAUUUGCCUCGGACGCCGGAAAUCCCUCCAAAACCUGUCGAAAGGCAACACGUAGAAUUUACUGAUGUAGCCCCAGUGCCAAGAACGAGAUUCAAUCUCGAAGUUAGUGAUGAUUUGGAACGAUUCCUAGGAAAUGGAUUGCCUGAAUUAAUUCUGCCGAAUAUGGAAAAUGAGCAGGGCAGCGAGGCCAGUGAUAAGUUUGUCAAGCUGGAUGAGAAAUUAGGAGACGGAUAUUUUGGAGACGUUUGGAAAGGAUUGUGGAAAGGAAAGGAAGUGACUCUUAUGAUUAUGCACUCAAAUAAUAAUUAAAAAACAAACAAUGAAAUGCAAACGCUCUUUCAAAUCAUUAAAUAUUUUAUAAAUUAAUAAAAUUACGCAAAAAAAAUUGAUAUUGCUCUAGCAAUUUUCCAUCUCUGUGAUCUGUAUAUUGUAUUUCAGUAAUGCAAACAACCCUGUAAUUCAUGUUGAAUGACCAGAAUUUGUAAAUCUAUAUUAAGUGUGAACAAGUUACAAUAAACAUCACUUGUAAUUAAUUGAAGGAAAUAUUAA